Messenger RNA from Sinocyclocheilus rhinocerous, 4038 nucleotides. Its product is annotated as protein FAM214B-like. NCBI's taxonomy places the organism in Eukaryota, Metazoa, Chordata, Actinopteri, Cypriniformes, Cyprinidae. The transcript is spliced from 12 exons. The record is from RefSeq and is a predicted model, not a curated record. The coding region runs from base 1173 to 2990 and encodes 605 amino acids.
AUUGUUUUUAAAGGGACAGAAUAAUUUCAUGGGCGAGGGCUUUGGACCAAGAGCCAAGCAGAAAAUAGCAAAGGCCCGUUGGCAGAGUUGCCUAUAGGACGUGGAAAGGAGAAGAAAGGCAAUUAAAACAGCGUUGUCGACAUUUGGAAAGCAGGUUCUUGUAUCCUCAUCGGUCAGAUAUAUCUUCGUUACACUGUGGGAUUUCAACGCAGAUAGUUUGACAUCGAUUACACUGAAGAUCUGGAGAUCCUGUCUGCUGUCUAAAAUAGGAUCAAACUCUUCCUCCAGAUAUGAAGGGAAUGUUAGUUUCCUGACUGCUGCAGCCCUUGUUAUUGUCAUCGUUAUAUGUUUGCUGUGGGGGAGGAACAGAAAGAAAGGCCUGCACUCCCUAAUUCAAUGCAAGUAACCCUUCAACUCAUCACAGUCUUGAAGCAACAACAAGCACGACUUAAGAGCUCCGACAGAGAGGACGGAGAAACAGACGAGGAGGAAAGGGCAGGAGUUCUUAGAGAGUCGUCAGACUGGCAUACUUGACCUUCAUUAGACUGUGCUCACUGCAUCGCAAGAUGUGACACAUACACUACUGUUCAAAACUUUGAGGUUGUGUCUCUGGAAUGCCUGGCUCAGGAUGCAGCCGCUGAGCAGUCCACUCCUUUCAGGAGCCAAGGGGGGGUGUGAUUGGCCGCUGGCCUUAUCUGGGUGGAGCUGUAGGAGGGAUAAUACUUAUUCAUUGGCACGUUCUGCAAGGCCCCUCCCACCUCACUGACGCUCUGCCCUUGGCCCCUGUUAGCUGCCUGUGUAUCUGGGAAUGCUGUUGUUGCAUCAGAGGGGCAGUAUUGGAGAUGGCAGAACUCAGGGGCUAAGGUCAGGGUCAAGAUUCAAGGGUCAACACAGCUCAGAAGCUGCAGGGGUGGAUGUGGAAGGACCUGAAGCCAAGCUGCAGGCACCAACAGGCAUGUAGGUUAGGAAAAUGGUCAUUCACACACUUCUUCGAAGCUGUACGCACUGUGGAAAUCCCAAGUAAAUUCCAUCUAUGAGACGGGAAGCUUACUUUCACUUUCACAGCCUUGUUGCACUUGUUUAGACAUUCUAAAACUCUCUGGAGCUUGUCUUUAUUAUUUAACACUGCACAACUGCCCCUGAAACAAUCACCCAGCACAAAUAAAGUCACUAUGCGUCACAUCCACGUGGAACUGGCUCGUAAAGAGCCAGCCGUUGAGCUUCCAGCCCAGGACGGGGAUCUACCUCUGCCUAGCGCUCAGAGCGAGAGCCCUGAAUCUGAAAUACGGCGAGUCGUUUCCAGACCUUUUGGAGAAGAAGAGAUCAGGCUGCAAAAGGUCUACCAGCUAUCCAUCCUCUCCCAAAGAGGUGGUUUUGGUGAAAAUCAAGAGACUCUUCGGCCUAUUCGAGUAGGUAUGAAACGUAGCCUGGAGGGGACGUCGGUACCUGUCACUCACAAGCGUCUUUUCCAACAGGAUGAGGAUGACGAUGAUGAGUCCGAUGGGAAGGUGCUAUGUGGGUCUGGGGUGGAACCACUUUUUUCCAACUUGCUCCUUGAGCACAGAGACUCAGAAAUCCCUAGGUCGCCUCCCCUUUCCCCUUCGCAUCUACUGAUUCCUGGUCGCCGCCCAGCCCAGCACAACCACGACAGACCCAUCCCAGAUGCCUUCGCCCCGCUGUCCCCAAAAUCUCCCCCUAUGGUGGACCCACAGGGCCCUCACUGCACCUGGGGCCACUGUGAAGGGAGUCCUCCUACCCUUACUCCCAGAACCGAGGCCUCCACAGCAGGAAAUGUCCUGGCUGGCUCCAGCGAAGGACCACGGGACGAAUGCCAUAACUCUGUCGACGUCAAGGUCAUGUUGUGCACCACAGAGAGUUGGGCACCUGUCCCAUUUUCAACACCAGCUGAAGCUGUCGAAUGGCGGGAAACUUUUGAAUCUUCUCCUCCACCAUCAGAGAUGAAGACCUCCUCAUCCUCUUCCUCCUCCUCUAACGGACUGAGCUCUCUUGAGAAAACACCAGUGGAAGCAAAUGGCCUGACAUCAGGAUCAUCCAAUUCCUGCCCAGUGAAGAAAAGACUUCUCUCCUCCAGUGAUACAGGAGAGUCCUGCUCAGAAGAUGAGGGUCCAUCUACAUCAAAACGAAGUCGAUUGGCAAUGCUGGCACCGGGGCUCGGAUUAGCAUCCUGUCGCAGCACUGAUGCCAAGGGUGCACCCUUCUGGAACCAUCUACUACCCUCAGCAAGGGAACACACCAAGACUGCUACAGGAUCAGGGAGAAGGCUCAAAGUGGGGAGUCGACUCAAAUCUCGACAGUUACGCAGUGGACGCCGGACAGACACCAGUCGCUCCUGUAGUUCAAUUUCCUCUUUAUCCUCCAUUAGCAGACCUCUUCUUGGCAACUUUGAGGAGUCAAUUCUGAAGGGUCGUUUUACUCCAUCUGGGCAGAUAGAGGGCUUCACAGCAGAGAUCGGGGCUAGCGGCUCAUAUUGCCCGCAACAUGCCACCUUACCUGUGCAAGUGACGUAUUAUGACACCUCUGAGCACAGCGCCCCUUCUCCCUUCCUGGGGGUGAUCUUGCUAGAACCACUUGGGAAAAAAGGAUACAGCGUACCCAAAGCAGGGACCAUUCAAGUGACCUUAUUUAACCCUAAUAAGACUGUGGUUAAAAUGUUUUUGGUGACGUAUAAUUUUGGGGACAUGCCCGUUAAUCACAUGACCUUCUUGCGCCAUCGUAUCUUCCUGGUGCCUGUUGAUGAGGCGGAGGGGUCAAGGGAGGGGCAGGAGGGCUCCUUGUCUGACAGGAAGAAGAUUCUCUGCUACUUGAUACACCUCAGAUUCCAGAGUUCCAAAUCUGGGAAAAUCUACUUGCACAAUGAUAUCCGGCUGCUAUUCUCCCGCAAGUCCAUCGAGGUAGACGCUGGGAUUCCUUACGAGCUGAAAUCUUUCACCGAGGUGCCAAGAAACCCCAAAUACUCCCCCAGAGUGUGAGAUCGUCAUGCCCUGCUGCAGUGGGGCAGAAGGACUCAAUUAAUUAAGAUUGCAAGACAAGAGACCCCUAUACACUUGAACGCAUACACACUUGCACUCAUACAUGCAUACGCAGACAAGAUGUAUGUACAUGCACACAGAUAUCACUCUCUCGAGGGCAAACUCUAGAACUGAGUGUGUAACAUGCAUGCCUUGUGACUAAAUUGAGUUUUCCUUUAGUGCCGUUAAACAGUUAAGCUUUGCCCUUCACUCUGCCUGCACCUGCCUACUGUGGACCAGUUGUAACCAUGCCUACCAACCCGAUCUAUCCUAAAAUGUUGGUGACCAUCAGUAGAUACAGACUUCCUCGAUUAAUGAGGACUUAUUGGACGUACAAAGAGGUACAAUGAGACCAACAGAAAUGUAUGGAGGCGAAGCAAAUGGAAAAAGAGACUUCUGAGGCCCAGAUUGGAGUUUCAACAAUGGACACCACCUGUAACUUGCCCUUCGGAAGGGCUAAGAAAGUUCUAGAAAGAAAGACACCAACAGAACAGAGGACUGAAAGUACAUCCAUUUAGUAUCUGCAUUGUGUUCGUAAAGCAUGGGUCAUAAAGAGGAGAAUAGCUCAUUAUUUUGGACAUUUUCUCUUUUUGGAAGGGCAGUUUGGAGGACAUUGCUGUUUCAACUUCUGAACAGUCCAACAUCAGAGCAGAAAACAAACUAGUAUUUAUGCUCGCAAAUGUCUUUAAAAAAAAAAAAAAGCAAUAUGCUGCACAACUAGUGAUUUCAUUUUUGUGGAGGUAGUAGGUGCCCUCUCUGCUAGGAUUUAGGGAAAAGAUUGCCAAGUGAGAGAUGAAGGAGGGAGGAAAAAGAAGUAAACGGGAGGGAAUUUGGGGUAUUUAAAAUCAGAAAAUGUUGUUUAUGUAUAUUUUAAAAAUUGAUUAAACUCUGUGACUUAAGGGUGAAACCAGUGUUUGACCGUAAUUUGCCAAGGGAUACUUGAGAAGCAAUGCCGAGGUUUGUUCCUGUAUAUUUUGUGUAUGGUCAAUAAAAUACAUUCACUUACAAC